Fonticula alba is the source of this 3003-nucleotide messenger RNA. RefSeq lists its product as hypothetical. Bases 23 to 2644 code for a protein of 873 amino acids. Gene Ontology annotation, cellular component: eukaryotic translation initiation factor 2B complex. Gene Ontology annotation, molecular function: translation initiation factor activity; translation initiation factor binding; guanyl-nucleotide exchange factor activity. NCBI's taxonomy places the organism in Eukaryota, Rotosphaerida, Fonticulaceae. The transcript is spliced from 8 exons. The record is from RefSeq and is a predicted model, not a curated record.
CCCCGCCCCUCCCAUCGUCACCAUGUCGAUGUCUUCAUCCUACUUCGGGUCCUCCUUCGGCGGGAAAAUCACCGCCGUCGACCCGGACAGCGUGAUUCAGGCGGUUGUGCUGGCCGACGUGGACCAGGCGUACUGGGCUCCGCUCCUGCGCGGCGAGGGCUACGCCGCCGGCGAUGACGGCCUCUCCCCUGCUCUGCUGCCUUUGGCCAAUGUGCCAAUCAUUGAGUACACCCUUGAGUCCCUGGCCAUGGCCGGUGUGCAGGAGGUUUUCCUCGUCUGCUCGAUGCAUGUGUCCCAGAUCCGCAAGUACCUGAAGAGCUCCCGCUGGGACGAGACCACCUCGCUGAUGCGCAUCCGCGUGGUGACCAUCCCACAGCGCUGCAGCGUCGGCGAUGCCCUGCGCGAAUUGGACUCCAAGUCCCUCUUCACCAAGGACAUCAUCCUUCUCUCAUCGUUGGUCGUCUUCAACAUCAACGUCGCCGAGGUCCUGCAGCAGCAUCGCGAGCGUCGCCGCACCAACCGCAAUGCCGUCAUGACCAGUGUCUUCCGCAAGGUUGGUGUCAACCAUCGCACCCGUCCCAUCGGUGAUGAGUAUGUCGUGUUCCUCAACAGCGAUACCAGCGAGAUCUUGGCGAUGGAUUCGCAGGAUUCGCCCGGCAAGAAGUAUGCCUCUCUGUCGCUGGAGAAGCUGGGCCAGUGCCAGGCAUUCGAGGCUCGCAAUGACCUGAUUGACACCCGCAUCGACAUCAUCUCCCUCGAGGUGCUGGCCUUGGCCACGGAGAACUUCGACUAUCGUGACCUUCGCCGGGACCUGGUGCGCGGCGUCCUGACCUCGGAUAUCUUGACCAUGAACAUCUUUGCUCAUGUGGUGGCCGGCAGCUCGUACGCCGCGCCUAUCCGCUUCCUCCGGUCAUACGAUGCGGUCAGCCGUGAUGUCAUUGGCCGGUGGACUUUCCCCCUGGUGCCGGAUACCAACUUCUCCGCGCGCACGCACUACAUCUGCAACCAUCGGCUGGUGUACCGCGAGCAGGGCAUCCUCCCGAGCCACGACUGCCUGUCGACCACCCAUGACAAGAAUAAGCCCGCGUCGAGCCUGUCACUGGAAGUGUCUCUCCCCUCGGGCUCGCCGCUGCACCCGGACCUGGCCUAUUCCUCGGAGUUGGUGAAGAAUGUGGUCAUCGGCCGAGGUGUGCGUGUUGGAUCGGCCACACGCGUGGCAGAUUCCGUCCUUGGUGAGGGGUCACAGAUCGGCGACAACACCUCCAUCACUGGGUCCUACCUGCUGGGAAGAGUCCUGAUCGGUGAUGGUGUCCAUGUUGUCGACUCCAUCCUCGGCCCGGGGGUGGUCAUUCGCGACGGUGCCGUCAUUGAGGCCAACUGCGUGCUGGGCUCCGGGGUCAUCGUUGACAGUGGGGUCACUCUCAAGACCGGUACCCGCCUGCUGGGCUACUCGCACGGGGAUGACGCCGCUGGCUCCCCUCCCUGCAGCGAUGACGAUGACUCCCAGUCCGACGAUGGGUCUGGCGACGAGCGGUACACUCCCCUGCGUGGGGGGUCCUCGGCCAGCGAUGCUAGCGACGCCGAGGCGGCCGAUGACGAGUUCAACAACUUCGACCCGACCGAUGCGCCGACCACCAUCAGCGGCCAUCAGGCCGCCAUGACCGCCACCCAUGCCCGCAAGGAGGCCAUCAGCACCGGCAGCCUUGUGGUUCGGGUCCCGGCGCCAGCGGGCUCGGUGGCCGACGUCGGCCCAUGUGGCCGUGGUUUCACCAUCCCCCGGCACCUGCUGCCAGAUGAGCUGAGCUUCGGCCAGUCGGAUGACUCGGACAGCGACUUGUCCGACGAUGAGGGCAGUGUCGCCGGCGUGGAGGACAGCGUCUCGGCUGCGCCGGCCUUCGAGCCCUGGCAACAGCCGCUCACCGGCAGUGCGACCAUCCCGCCGCCUGACGAUCCGGAGGUCUGCCGGCAUCUGUAUGCCACUUCCGAGGAGGAUGAUGACGAUGACGAUGACGACUUCGACGACCAUCUGGAUGAGCAUGAGGUCUUCAUCCGCGAGGGUGUGCAAACUAUGCUUCGUGCCAUUGGGUCGAACUUCUCCUGCGACAACAUCCUGCUGGAGAUCAAUGGCCUCAAGUAUGCCUACAACAAGACCAUCACCCAGUGCCUGAUCCCCGUGGUGCGGGCCAUCCUGCAGCAUGUGGCCGGGACGGCGGACCUCCAGAAGUACUACCUCGGUGACCAGAUCACCGACGAGGAGGUGGAGGAGCUGUCUGCCGAGCAGCUGGUUACUCUGGCUCAGAAUGAGGCGGCUCGCUUCCGCAAGGACUGGGAGAAGAGCGUCCUCGCUUGGGGGGAUGUCAUGUCGAAGUUCAUCGGCAGCACCCCGCAGGAGAUCGUCGGCGCCAUGGAUACUCUGCUGUUUGAGCUCCUGCGUGCUUUCGCCAGCCCCCGCCUGGCAGUGCCCUUCUUCUACUAUCUGUAUGACAACGACCUGGUGUCGGAUGACCAUCUCAUCGGAUGGCACGCGCACCGCCUGCGCCGGAGCGGGUCGGACUGCCCGGAGGCCAUUUCCCGGAGUCUCGAGAGCCUCAAGGCACUGGUCGACCAGCUCGGGGACGACAGCGAUGACGAGGAUAGUGACUAAUCACCACGGGAAAGGGGUCAAGUGGACGGAGAGCGGGUGAAUCCCGUCAGCAGACAGGUUCCCCCCCCCCCCUCUCCUCCUGCUUGCAUCUCCUUUCACCCUUUCUCGCCGGUUGGCGCGUGUGCUCAUUUGCUCUUUUGUUUUCACCUGCGCAAAAGAAGAAGAAAAAACCUGGCCCCUUGUCUCCUGACGCCCACUUUAGAGACUGCCUGCAGGGGAGGGGCCAUCUCUCUGGGCAUGCGCGCACGCGCCCUCUCUCAAACACAAAAUAAAAUUAGCACCUGGUUGAUGAUGGCCGCGAUAUGCCUUCCAGAUAUCCGGCCUGCGAGGGCCAGCACGCCGAGUGGCUUGCAAACGCG